Messenger RNA from Sorex araneus (European shrew), 1844 nucleotides. RefSeq names its product growth differentiation factor 5 (gene GDF5). The record is from RefSeq and is a predicted model, not a curated record. Gene Ontology annotation, molecular function: growth factor activity; cytokine activity. Bases 223 to 1722 code for a protein of 499 amino acids. The transcript is spliced from 2 exons. Gene Ontology annotation, cellular component: extracellular region. Gene Ontology annotation, biological process: SMAD protein signal transduction; BMP signaling pathway. NCBI's taxonomy places the organism in Eukaryota, Metazoa, Chordata, Mammalia, Eulipotyphla, Soricidae.
GAGACGGUGCACGUCUGGAUCCGCGAGCAUUUCCACUAUGGGACUGGAUACAAACACACACCCGGCAGACUUCGGCAGCCCCAGACCGAGGAGAAGGCCUUCCCCGCUGCUGCUGCCGCUGCUUGUGAGGGUCCCCGCCGUUCAUGGUUCUUCCUGCCAACCCCGAGGCACCUUCGCUGCGGCCGCCUUUCUCUUUGGUGUCAUUCAACGGCUGGCCAGAGGAUGAGACUCCCCAAACUCCUCUUUUUCUUGCUUUGGCACCUGGCUUGGCUGGACCUGGAAUUCAUCUGCCCUGUGUGGGGUGCCCCUGACCUGGGCCAGAGACCCCAGGGGGCCAGGCCAGUACUGACCAAAGCAGAAGGCAAGGAGAGGACCCCUUUGGGCCGGAACAUCUUCAGGCCGGGGGGUCACAGCUAUGGUGGGGCGUCCACGCAUGCCAGGGCCAAAGGGGGCACUGGGCAGGCAGGAGGCCUGACACAGCCCAAGAAGGAUGAGCCCAAAAAGCUGCCCGCCAGAUCGGGUGGCCCGGAGCCCAAGCCAGGGCACCCUCCUCAGACCAGGCAGGCGGCCACGCGGACGGUGACUGCCAAAGGACAGCUUUCUGGGGGGAAGGCUCCCCUCAAGGCAGGAUCUGUCCCCAGCCCCUUCCUGCUGAAGAAGGCCAGGGAGCCUGGGCCCCCUCGAGAACCCAAGGAGCCAUCCCGCCCGCCCCCCAUCACGCCCCACGAGUACAUGCUCUCGCUGUACAGGACGCUGUCUGAUGCUGACAGGAAGGGCGGCAACAGCAGUGUGAAGUCGGAGGCCGGCCUGGCCAACACCAUCACCAGCUUUAUUGACAAAGGGCAAGAUGACCGAGGUCCUGUGGUCAGGAAGCAGAGGUACAUGUUUGACAUCAGUGCCCUGGAGAAGGAUGGGCUGCUAGGGGCUGAGCUGCGGAUCCUGCGGAAGAAGCCCUCAGACACAGCCAAGCCGGUGGCCCCUGGCAGUGGGCGGACUGCCCAGCUAAAGCUGUCCAGCUGCCCCAGUGGCCGGCAGCCGGCAGCUCUGCUGGAUGUGCGCUCUGUGCCAGGCCUGGACAGCUCUGGCUGGGAGGUGUUUGACAUCUGGAAGCUCUUCCGAAACUUUAAGAACUCGGCCCAGCUGUGCCUUGAGCUGGAGGCCUGGGAACGGGGCCGGGCCGUGGACCUUCGUGGCCUGGGCUUCGACCGAGCCACCCGACAGGUCCACGAGAAGGCCCUGUUCCUGGUGUUUGGCCGCACCAAGAAACGGGACCUGUUCUUUAACGAGAUCAAGGCCCGCUCGGGCCAGGAUGAUAAGACCGUGUAUGAGUACCUGUUCAGCCAGCGGCGGAAACGGCGGGCACCCUUGGCGACGCGGCACGGCAAGCGGCCCAGCAAGAACCCCAAGGCCCGCUGUAGUCGCAAGGCACUGCACGUCAACUUCAAGGACAUGGGCUGGGAUGACUGGAUCAUCGCCCCCCUUGAGUAUGAGGCCUUCCACUGCGAGGGGCUGUGCGAGUUCCCCUUGCGCUCCCAUCUGGAGCCCACAAACCAUGCUGUCAUCCAGACCCUGAUGAACUCCAUGGACCCUGAGUCUACACCGCCCACCUGCUGUGUGCCCACCAGGCUGAGUCCCAUCAGCAUCCUCUUCAUUGACUCAGCCAACAAUGUGGUUUAUAAGCAGUAUGAGGACAUGGUCGUGGAGUCUUGUGGCUGCAGGUAGCACACUGGCCCUCUGCCUCCAGAGUCGGGUUGCAAGGGCCCCUCCUGGCUCUUCUAGAAUCAUCGUGGGGUGGGGGUGGGGGUUGGGAAGCUGCAACCCCAGGGCAUCUACACGACCUGCAU